Messenger RNA from Diceros bicornis minor, 3547 nucleotides. RefSeq names its product tyrosine kinase with immunoglobulin like and EGF like domains 1 (gene TIE1). The transcript has 23 exons. The record is from RefSeq and is a predicted model, not a curated record. Gene Ontology annotation, molecular function: ATP binding; transmembrane receptor protein tyrosine kinase activity; protein binding. Gene Ontology annotation, biological process: protein phosphorylation; positive regulation of kinase activity; cell surface receptor protein tyrosine kinase signaling pathway. Bases 1 to 3420 code for a protein of 1139 amino acids. Gene Ontology annotation, cellular component: signaling receptor complex. NCBI's taxonomy places the organism in Eukaryota, Metazoa, Chordata, Mammalia, Perissodactyla, Rhinocerotidae.
AUGGUCUGGCUGGGGCCCCCUUUGCUGCUCCCCAUCCUCUUCCUGGCUUCUCAUGUUGGCGCGUCUGUGGACUUGACGCUGCUGGCCGACCUGCGCCUCACCGAGCCUCAGCGUUUCUUCCUGACCUGCGUGUCCGGGGAGGCCGGGGCGGGCAGGGGCUCAGACGCGUGGGGCGCCCCGCUGCUGCUGGAGAAGGACGACCGCAUCGUGCGCACACCCCGGCCCUGGCAGCCCCCACACCUGGCCCGCAACGGCUCGCACCAGGUCACGCUGCGCGGCUUCUCGCAGCCCUCCGACCUCGUGGGCGUCUUCUCCUGCGUGGGCGGCGCGGGCGCGCGGCGCACGCGGGUCGUCUACGUGCACAACAACCCCGGAGCCCACCUGCACCCGGACAAGGUCACACACACGGUGAACAAAGGCGACACAGCCCUGCUGGCCGCACGUGUGCGCAAGGAGAAGCAGAUGGAUGUGAUCUGGAAGAGCAACGGAUCCUACUUCUCUACCCUGGACUGGCAUGAGGCCCAGGAUGGGCAGUUCCUGCUGCGGUUCUCAGAUGUGCAGCCACCAUCGAGUGGCAUCUACAGUGCUACCUACCUGGAAGCCAGCCCACUGGGCAGUGCCUUCUUUCGGCUCAUCGUGCGGGGCUGUGAGGCUGGGCGCUGGGGACCAGGCUGUACCAAGGAAUGCCCAGGCUGCCUGCAUGGAGGUGUCUGCCAUGACCAGGACGGCGAGUGUGUGUGCCCCCCUGGAUUCACUGGGACCCGCUGUGAGCAGGCCUGCAGAGAGGGCCGUUUUGGGCAGAGCUGCCAAGAGCAGUGCCCAGGCACAUCAGGCUGCCGGGGCCUCACCUUCUGCCUCCCAGACCCCUAUGGCUGUUCUUGCGGGUCUGGCUGGAGAGGAAGCCAGUGCCAGGAAGCCUGUGCCCCUGGCCAUUUUGGGGCUGAUUGCCGCCUCCAGUGCCAGUGUCAGAAUGGCGGCACUUGUGACCGCUUCAGCGGCUGUGUCUGCCCCUCAGGGUGGCAUGGAGUGCACUGUGAGAAAUCAGACCGGAUCCCCCAGAUCCUUGAUGUGGCCUCAGAAUUGGAGUUCAACUUAGGGGCGAUGCCCCGAAUCAACUGUGCAGCCGCAGGGAACCCUUUCCCGGUCCGGGGCAGUGUGGAGCUCCGCAAGCCAGAUGGCACUGUCCUCCAGUCCACCAAGGCCAUUGUGGAGCCAGAUAGGACCACAGCCGAGUUCGAGGUGCCCCGCUUGACCCUUGGGGAUAGUGGGCUCUGGGAGUGCCGCGUGUCCACGUCUGGUGGCCAAGACAGCCAGCGCUUCAGGGUCAACGUCAAAGUGCCCCCAGUGGCCCAGACUGCUCCUCGGCUCCUGGCCAAGCAGAGCCGCCAGCUCGUGGUCUCCCCACUGGUCUCCUUCUCUGGGGACGGACCCAUUGCCUCUGUUCGCCUGCACUACCGGCCCCAGGACAGCACCAUGGACUGGUCAGCCAUUGUGGUGGACCCCAGUGAGAAUGUGACCUUAAUGAACCUGAGGCCGAAGACGGCAUACAGUGUCCGUGUGCAGCUGAGCCGGCCAGGGGACGGUGGGGAGGGGGCCUGGGGGCCUCCCACCCUCAUGACCACAGACUGUCCUGAGCCCUUGUUGCAGCCAUGGCUGGAGGGCUGGCAUGUGGAGGGCCCUAACCGCUUGCGAGUGAGCUGGUCCUUACCCUCGGUGCCUGGGCCACUUGUGGGCGAUGGUUUCCUGCUGCGCCUGUGGGACGGGGCACGGGGACAGGAGCGGCGGGAGAACGUCUCGUCCCCCCAGGCCCGCACCGCCCUGCUGACCGGACUCACACCUGGCACCCAUUACCAGCUGGAUGUGCAGCUCUACCACUGCACCCUCCUGGGCCCUGCCUCCCCCCCCGCACGCGUGCUUCUGCCCCCCAGCGGGCCCCCAGCCCCCCAACACCUCCAGGCUCAGGCCCUCUCAGACUCCGAGAUCCAGCUGACGUGGCAGCGCCCAGAGGCUCUGGCUGGGCCUAUAUCCAAGUACAUUGUGGAGGUGCAGGUGGCUGGGGGCUCCGGAGACCCACUGUGGAUGGAUGUGGACAGGCCUGAGGAGACAAGCACUGUCGUCCGUGGCCUCAAUGCCAGCACGCGCUACCUCUUCCGUGUGCGGGCCAGUGUCCAGGGACCCGGUGACUGGAGCGACAUGGUAGAAGAGUCCACCCUGGGCAACGGGCUGCAAAGUGAGGGCCCAGUCCAAGAGAUCCGGGCAGCUGAAGAGGGCCUGGAUAAACAGCUGGUCCUGGCUGCAGUGGGCUCGGUGUCUGCCACCUGCCUCACCAUCCUGGCUGCCCUCUUCACCCUGGUGUGCAUCCGCAGAAGCUGCCGGCAUCGCCGACGCACCUUCACCUACCAGUCAGGAUCGGGUGAGGAGACCAUCCUGCAGUUCAGCUCAGGCACCUUGACGCUGACCCGGCGACCAAAACCGCAGCCUGAGCCCCUGAGUUACCCGGUGCUGGAGUGGGAGGACAUCACCUUUGAGGACCUCAUCGGGGAGGGGAACUUCGGCCAGGUCAUCCGGGCCAUGAUCAAGAAGGAUGGGCUCAAGAUGAAUGCAGCCAUUAAGAUGCUGAAAGAGUAUGCCUCUGAAAAUGACCAUCGUGACUUUGCGGGAGAACUGGAAGUUCUGUGCAAAUUGGGGCAUCACCCCAACAUCAUCAACCUCUUGGGGGCCUGUGAGAACCGAGGUUAUUUGUAUAUCGCUAUUGAGUAUGCCCCUUACGGGAACCUGCUAGAUUUUCUCCGGAAGAGCCGGGUCCUGGAAACAGACCCAGCUUUUGCCAGAGAACAUGGAACAGCCUCCACCCUCAGCUCCCGGCAGCUGCUGCGUUUUGCCAGUGAUGCUGCCAAUGGCAUGCAGUACCUGAGUGAGAAGCAGUUCAUCCACAGGGACCUGGCUGCCCGAAAUGUGCUGGUUGGAGAGAACCUGGCCUCCAAGAUUGCAGACUUUGGCCUUUCUCGGGGCGAGGAGGUUUAUGUGAAGAAGACGAUGGGGCGUCUCCCCGUGCGCUGGAUGGCUAUUGAGUCUCUCAACUACAGCGUCUAUACCACCAAGAGUGACGUUUGGUCCUUUGGCGUCCUUCUCUGGGAGAUCGUGAGCCUUGGGGGCACACCCUACUGUGGCAUGACCUGUGCUGAACUCUAUGAGAAGCUGCCUCAGGGCUACCGCAUGGAGCAGCCUCGGAACUGUGAUGAUGAAGUAUACGAGCUGAUGCGUCAGUGCUGGCGGGACCGUCCAUAUGAGCGACCGCCCUUUGCCCAGAUCGCACUGCAGCUGGGCCGAAUGCUGGAAGCCAGGAAGGCCUAUGUGAACAUGUCGCUAUUUGAGAAUUUCACUUAUGCGGGCAUCGACGCUACAGCUGAGGAGGCCUGAGCUGCCGUCCAGCCAGAACCUGGCUCUGCUGGCCAGAGCAAACUCUACUCUCCAAUCUGUGACUUCUGAUCCUUGUAGCCUCUGACCUGAGCUGCCUCAAGGAAGUGUUUUUAACUUAUGGAAGAAA